Messenger RNA from Trifolium pratense (red clover), 1775 nucleotides. RefSeq names its product protein DETOXIFICATION 16-like. Gene Ontology annotation, molecular function: xenobiotic transmembrane transporter activity; antiporter activity. NCBI's taxonomy places the organism in Eukaryota, Viridiplantae, Streptophyta, Magnoliopsida, Fabales, Fabaceae. Gene Ontology annotation, biological process: xenobiotic detoxification by transmembrane export across the plasma membrane. The record is from RefSeq and is a predicted model, not a curated record. The transcript is spliced from 8 exons. The coding region runs from base 107 to 1552 and encodes 481 amino acids. Gene Ontology annotation, cellular component: membrane.
UUUCAUUUGUUUUGAUAGCAACACACGAUUCACAUUCUCCCUCCUCUCUAUGAAACUAAUAUAGGAGAGAAAGAACCAAAAAAAAAAAAAAAAUCAAUAUCAAAACAUGUCUCUUAAUUCUCCAUUGAUUAUUGAAGAAACAAAACAGAACAACAAAGAAGAAGAAAGAAGAAAAUUAGUUGAAGAAGUUAAGAAACAGUUAUGGUUAUCAGGUCCAUUAAUUUCAGUUACUCUUUUAAAUUUUGGUAUUAAUCUUAUUUCAGUUAUGUUUGUUGGUCAUCUUGGUGAGUUGCCUCUCUCUGGUGCUUCCAUGGCUACUUCUUUUGCUUCGGUUACUGGUUUCAAUUUAUUGGGAGGAAUGGCGAGUGCCCUCGACACAUUAUGUGGACAAUCGUACGGCGCAAAGCAGUACCGCAUGUUGGGCAUUCACAUGCAAAGAGCCAUGUUCAUUCUCAUGAUCGUCGCGAUCCCCCUCGCUAUUAUUUGGGCGAACACAAGAUCAAUUCUCAUUUUCCUUGGCCAAGAUCCUGAAAUUUCUACAGAGGCAGGGAACUAUGCUACGUUAAUGGUUCCGUCCCUUUUCGCUUAUGGUCUUCUGCAAUGCCUAAAUAGAUUCUUACAAACUCAAAAUAUUGUAUUUCCAAUGAUGUUUAGCUCCGCGGUUACAACUUUACUUCAUCUUCCUUUAUGUUGGAUUAUGGUAUACAAGUCUGGAUUAGAGAGCAGAGGAGCUGCCAUAGCAAAUUCUAUAUCCUAUUGGGUCAAUGUUACCAUAUUAUCACUCUAUGUCAUGUUUUCUCCUUCAUGUAAAAAAACAUGGAAUGGCUUUUCCGACGAAGCACUUGCACCGAACAACAUACCAAUUUUCCUGAAGCUUGCCAUUCCUUCAGCUGUAAUGGUUUGCUUGGAAAUGUGGUCGUUUGAGUUAAUGGUUCUCCUUUCCGGUCUUCUUCCAAAUCCAAAGUUGGAAACGUCGGUGCUUUCUAUAUGUUUGACUACAGCAGGAACUGUUUGGAUGAUCCCCUUUGGACUUAGUGGAGCUAUAAGCAUUCGUGUUUCGAAUGAACUCGGGGCUGGUCAUCCACGGGCUGCACGUUUGGCAGUUUACGUCGUUGUAGUGAUUGCCCUUAUUGAGAGCAUCUUAGUUGGAGCGGCGAUGAUACUACUUCGAAAUAUAUGCGGCUAUGCUUAUAGCAAUGAAGAAGAAGUUGUAAAAUAUGUAGCAACUAUGUUGCCAAUUCUUGCAGUAUCCAACUUGCUGGAUGGAAUGCAAUGUGUUCUUUCAGGCACUGCUAGAGGAGUUGGUUGGCAAAAAAUCGGCGCGUAUAUCAAUCUGGGAUCAUACUAUAUAGUCGGGAUUCCAUCGGGCGUUGUAUUAGCGUUUGUAGUGCAUAUUGGUGGGAAGGGGCUGUGGUUGGGGAUCAUAUGUGCACUCGUUGUUCAAGUUUUUUGUCUAACAAUCGUUACAAUUCGCACUGAUUGGGAUAAAGAGGCAAAGAAGGCUACUGAUAGAGUUUAUAAUUCAAUAACAACAGAGAGCUUAGUCUCAUGAUGAAGAAUAUGAUUUUUAUUUUGUUUUCUUAAUGCAUACUUAUAUUUGAGGAAUAUGGUUAGGCUGAACUACCAACUUAUCGAUAUUUGUAAUGAAAUUUACGUAUGGCCUAUCGACAGGUAACUUUAGAUUUGAAUGUAAGUUACAGUUUAGUGUGAGCGGAAGGUCUAUCAAAAUGUAUCGAGUUUAUGAGCAAAUCUGUUUAAUAUUUAGUAAAUCAGAA